Rotaria sp. Silwood1 is the source of this 1791-nucleotide messenger RNA. The record is from the annotation of a GenBank genome assembly. NCBI's taxonomy places the organism in Eukaryota, Metazoa, Rotifera, Eurotatoria, Philodinida, Philodinidae.
AUGAAUAUAUCUCAAAUGUUAUCUGUACCAUUAACACGUGUACGUUCACAAAAACUUAAACGACAAACAACAAUUGAAGAUGAUAUUGAUAUUCAACAAAAUCAAUCAUCUAAAUCAAUUCCAUCAGAUUAUGAAUCAAAUUCAUCACGUUCACUUUCACCUUAUUGGCGUAUUAUUAUGGAUCCUGAAUCAUCAUCAAGUUAUUUAGAUGUACCUGAUACAUCAAAUAAUAGUCGACGAUCAUCAAAUAAUAGUGUUGUACGUUUUAUUCAAAAUGAUGCAUCUGAUCUAUGUUCAAUUCUUGAUAUGACUAAUGAAUCUGAAAAUCUUGAAAAAGCAAUAAUUAAUAAUGAUAAAUAUACAGUACGUCGUAUAAUUGAUAUACAUAAAAAUAAAUUUAAUUUAAUAAAAGAUAAUAUUAAUCAAUCAGAAAAUUUAUUAAUUUAUCCAAUUCAUCGAUUACGAACAAGUCAACCAAUUAUUUAUAAAAAUCCAUCAAAUGGUUCACCAUCUAUAACAAGUAAUACGGAUUUAUUAGAAGCAUAUAGUAAACAAGCAUUAGUUAGUUAUGAUACUGAUGAUCCACCAUCAAUAUCAUCAAUUGAACAUCAAAAUAAUCAUAUAUUAACAUCAUCAACAGCUACAAUUAUUAAUAAUCAACAAUAUAUAACAAAUCAAAAUAAUAAUAUUAAAACAAAUUUAUCUUCUCACAAUAUAACAUCAUCUAUAAAUGAUCCUAUUGAAAAUGAUAAUGAUUCAAUAUAUACAUCAAUACCAGCAACAACAUUUAAUAAACAAAUUCGAUAUACAAAUAAUGAUUCACCUAAUGAUGCACCUCCUAUUUUUAGAAAUGUUUUACAUGUUGCUAUUAUCUAUGAUGCUCGUGAUGUAAUGCGUAUUUGUUUAAAAUAUGGUAUUGAUCCAAAUAUUGGUGGUAUUAAUCCAAAUAUUCAACAAAUAUCAUCAAAUAAUUAUAAUCAAAUAAAUAGUAAUUUAUCAAAUGAUUUACCUCAUGCAUCAUCUUGUCGUGAUGGUACAUUAGAUUAUACAAGUUAUUAUACAACUGAACGUUUAUUUACUUUACCACCAUUAUUUUUAGCUGCUCAACGUAAUAAUCAUUAUGCUUGUAUACUUUUACUUAAAUAUGGUGCAAAUGUAAAUAUACAUGAUGAACAAUAUUGUAGUCCAUUACAUUUAGCUGCACGUUUACAACAUAAUGUAUCUGAAAUUUUAAUAUAUAAUCAUGCAUUAAUAACAAUAGAAAAUAAAUAUGGUGAUACACCAUUAUCAUUAUGGCCAAUUAUAAAACAAAUUCAAAUUGUAUUUAUUGAAAAAGAAUUUCGUAAAUUAUGUCGUAAACAUUCAUCAAAUUGUAAACGUUAUCGAUUUAUAACACGUGAUAAUGAACAAUGUCAAGGAGGUAUAUCAUUAAUUAAUAAUAAUAAUAAUAAUUCAAAUAAUUUAAAUAAUGGUUUAAUACCAUCAAAUGGUUUAAAAAAUUUAAAACGUGUUUUUCGUUAUAGUGGAAGUGAUUCAUAUGAUUCAAAAUCAUUUAAAAAAAGUUUUUCAUCACAAGGUUCAAUUGGAAAAUCUAAACGUCUUAUUACAAAUAAUAAUAAUCAACAAAAUAUACCAACAACAUCAUUUAUUCGAAAUGAUUCAAAACAAAUUUCAGAUGAACAUGAUGAUUUUGAUAUUUCAUAUUUUCAUAGACAAUCGAUUUUUAAACGAAAAAAAGAUUUAAAUAAAAAACAAAAUGAACAUUUAAGUCAUUCUAAUCAUUAUUUAUAA